AUGAGAGACAAUGUAAAACACCAUCAAGCUCAGACAACAUGCUGGGACCAUCCAAAGAUGACAGAACUGUACCAAGCCCUCGCGGAUCUGAACAACAUCAAGUUCUCAGCAUACAGAACAGCCAUGAAGCUGCGACGGGUUCAGAAGGCUCUGAGAUUGGAUUUAGUAGCGCUGAGCAGCCUUGUGGAGGUGUUUCGGGAGCAGGAGCUACAGCAGGGGGAGCACGUGAUGGACGUGGUGGAGGUGAUUCACGGUCUGACGGCUCUGUACGAGAGGCUGGAGGAGGAGAGGUCCAUCCUGGUCAACAUUCCACUUUGCGUUGACAUGUGUCUCAACUGGCUGCUCAACGUGUACGACAGUGCUCGAAACGGCAAAAUGCGAGUGCUCAGCUUCAAGAUGGGAUUGGUGAGCUUGUGCAAUGCAGACGUCCAGGAGAAGUACAAAUACUUAUUCCGUCAGGUGUCUGGUCCAGGAGGUUUGACAGACCAGCGUCACCUCAGCCUGCUGCUCCACGAAGCCAUCCAGAUCCCCCGCCAGCUGGGUGAAGUUGCUGCUUUCGGGGGCAGCAAUGUGGAGCCGAGUGUCCGGAGCUGCUUCCGCAUGGCCCCAGGGAAACCUGCCAUUGAGGUGUCUCACUUCUUGGAGUGGAUGAGCCUCGAGCCCCAGUCGAUGGUUUGGCUGCCUGUCCUCCACCGUGUGGCUGCCGCAGAGUCGACCAAACACCAAGCCAAAUGCUACGUCUGCAAACAGUGUCCCAUCAAGGGCUUCAGGUAUCGCAGUCUGAAGCAGUUCAAUGUGGACAUCUGCCAGACAUGUUUUCUAACCGGCCGUACUACUAAGGGAAAGAAGCUGCACUACCCCAUCAUGGAGUACUACACCCCAACAACCUCGGGAGAGAAGAUGAGGGACUUUGCCAAGACUCUGAAGAAUAAGUUCAGGUCGAAGCAGUACUUCACCAAGCAUCCUCAGAGGGGUUACCUGCCUGUGCAGUCUGUGCUGGAAGCUGAGAGCUCGGAGACGUGA
This is a messenger RNA of Seriola dumerili (greater amberjack), 1023 nucleotides long. RefSeq names its product dystrophin related protein 2 (gene drp2). Lineage: Eukaryota; Metazoa; Chordata; Actinopteri; Carangiformes; Carangidae. Gene Ontology annotation, biological process: synaptic signaling. Gene Ontology annotation, cellular component: plasma membrane. The record is from RefSeq and is a predicted model, not a curated record. Gene Ontology annotation, molecular function: zinc ion binding. Bases 1 to 1023 code for a protein of 340 amino acids. The transcript has 9 exons.